Populus nigra (black poplar) is the source of this 5587-nucleotide messenger RNA. RefSeq names its product DNA repair protein UVH3. The coding region runs from base 183 to 5378 and encodes 1731 amino acids. NCBI's taxonomy places the organism in Eukaryota, Viridiplantae, Streptophyta, Magnoliopsida, Malpighiales, Salicaceae. The transcript has 19 exons. The record is from RefSeq and is a predicted model, not a curated record. Gene Ontology annotation, biological process: nucleotide-excision repair. Gene Ontology annotation, cellular component: nucleus. Gene Ontology annotation, molecular function: DNA endonuclease activity; single-stranded DNA binding.
GAAACAUUCACCGAGUAAGAAAGAGAAGUAGCGACGCCGAAGUGGUAGUAGGUAGGUGUUCAAAAUUGUUCGUGCCACAAAUAAAAAGGACCCAUUCUCGGUGUUGGCGGCAAUGAGACGAUGAUGAUUCAUCAUCAUAACUAAUAACUGAAACUGAAGUUGAAGAAAAGAAGAGCAACAAAAUGGGAGUCCAAGGUCUGUGGGACUUGCUGGCUCCCGUCGGCCGUCGAGUAUCCGUAGAAACUCUAGCCGGCAAGAAAUUAGCCAUCGAUGCUAGUAUAUGGCUGGUCCAGUUCAUGAAGGCGAUGAGAGACGACAAGGGAGAGAUGGUACGGAACGCUCAUUUGCUUGGCUUCUUUCGUCGAAUUUGUAAGCUUUUGUAUCUCCGCACUAAGCCUGUCUUCGUCUUCGACGGUGCCACCCCUGCUCUCAAGCGCCGCACCGUCAUCGCUCGUCGGAGGCUGCGAGAGAACGCCCAGGCUAAGAUCCGCAAAACCGCUGAGAAAUUGCUUCUUAAUCAACUGAAGUCAAUGAGGCUGAAAGAACUGGCAAAGGAUCUUGAGAAGCAGAAUGCUGCUAAUAAGAAGGGCACGCAGACGAAGAUUUUGGAAGAGAAUAAACGUGUGCUGUCUGAGUCCGAAAAGCUUGAUGAAAUGCUGGCAGCGUCCAUUGCUGCUGAGGAAGGUGGGAGUUUAGAUAACAAUGCAUCCACAUCUGCUGCUGCUGCUGUGGAGGACAUGGAUAGCGAUGGAGAUGGAGAUGAAGAGAUGAUUUUGCCACCAAUGAAUGAGGUUGAAGACCCAGCUGUCUUAGCUGCUUUGCCCCCAUUAAUGCAACUUGAUCUUCUGAUGAGAGAAAGAUCAUUUGCAGAAAAGGGAAAAAGUAAUCAAGACAAGCAGUUGGAGAACCAGAAUGACAAGCACAAAAAUAAUGCAAAGGGCAAGCAAAUUUUGUCGGAUCAUACUGAAUUUGAAGGGAGCAAUAUGGGAAGAGAUCAUGUGGCAGCAGAGAGUUACAAUCAGGAGAAGUUAGAUGAUAUGUUGGCAGCAUCUAUGGUGGCUGAGGAGGAAGGCAGUGAUGAAGAUGAAGAGAUGAUACUGCCACAUGGGAAGGUUGAUCCUGCUGUUUUAGCAGCUCUGCCACCAUCAAUGCAACUUGAUCUUCUGGUCCAGAUGAGAGAGAAAUUGAUUGCUGAAAACAGACAAAGGUAUCAAAAAGUCAAGAAGGUGCCCGAAAAAUUCUCUGAGCUUCAAAUUCAGGCUUAUCUUAAAACUGUUGCUUUCCGCCGUGAGAUAGAUCAAGUGCAGAAAGCUGCUGCUGGGAAUGAUGUUGGUGGUGUUCAGGCUUCAAGGAUAGCUUCUGAUGCAAACCGAGAAUUUAUUUUCUCAUCAUCCUUUUCUGGGGAUAAAGAGUUGCUUACAACUGAUGGAGUGAAGAGAAGAAAAGGACACGAGCAACAAAAGGAACCAUUAAAGCAACCAUCUUCAGAUUUUGUGGCUGGUGUUGCAUCUAUCUGUAAGUCCAAUACUGUGACAGGAUUUUCCCAGGAUGAAUCUAGCAGUGCUUUUGAUGAUGAUGUUGAGACAUAUCUUGAUGAAAGAGGUCGUAUGCGAGUCAGUAGAGUCAGAGCCAUGGGGAUGCGCAUGACCCGUGAUUUGCAAAGGAACUUGGAUUUAAUGAAAGAAAUUGAAAAGGAUAAAACGCUUUCUAUCAAGACUCCAAGUGCUCGGUCUGUGCAUAACAGAAAUAAGAUUGGUACCCCCAGAAGUUUUCCCAAUGAAAAUCAUAAUGGAGAAAGUUCACAUGGUAUCGAUGGCAACUCCACUAACUUGAACAAGAUGAACGAGCAGUCCUUGUUGAGUAAUGAGACUUCUGUGCAGAUAUCUUUUGAAGUUGGUGACGAGAGCAAGCAUUUUAGCAGUGAUGACGAAGUGUUUGCUUCUUUAGUAGCUGAAAAGCCUGUAAAAAUCUCUUCUGCUGGCAAUAGUACAUCAAGAAGAUAUUCUGAUGAUUCUGCUUCUGAUAGUGACUGGGAGGAAGGAAUUGUUAAAGGAAAAGCUAAUAGUUCUCCUAAUGAUGUUGAAUUAAGAACUAAGCUGUCUCCUAAGGUUAGCAAUGUUAGCGAUGAUAGUGAAGUGGAAUGGAUGGAAGGAGAUUCUGAUAUUCAUGAUAACUCCUCCUAUCUAGCUGAAUCAAAAAGAAAACUAGUUUCCAAAGGUACUUUGGAAGAAGAAGCUGCUUUGCAGGAUGCUAUUAGGAGAAGUCUUAAUGAUUUAGUGGUUGGAAAAUUCAUCCAGUCGCAAUCUAACCCGGAAAAUAUUAAAAUCUCUGGAGAAAAUGUUAGCAAUGACAGUGAAGUGGAGUGGGUAGAAGUAGAUCCUGAUGUUCAUGAUAAGUCCUCAUAUCCAGCUAAAUCAAGAAAUCAAGUUUCUGGAGGUUCUAUAGAAGAUGAGGCUGGUUUGCAGGAUGCCAUAAUGAAAAGUCUUAAUGAUCUUGGGAGUGAAAAAUCCAUCCACUCAGAAUCUGACCCUAAAAAUGUUAAAAGCUCUAGAGGACAUGCUUAUGAAGGUGUGGGCUUUCUCGAUCAAGAAGAUAAUGGUUCAGCUAUGCUCAGGAAGGAUGCUACCCAACAAAGCAAAUCAAUCUCUGAAAUUUUGGGUUUUGAAAACCUAGGUGAUGCAGGUGAAGUUAAUAUCUCACAAGCCUUUCCAUCUGUGGGUAGCCAAUUAAAGUCAUCUAAAGCUCAUAAUCCUGAUGAUGUGGUGAUGCUAAUAAAUGAAUCACGUGAAAGUUAUGUGCAUUCUAAUCCUGCCUGGAUAAGCCAAGAUGUGGAUAAAAGGGAGAAUGGGUGCCAAGGCAUGCCAUCUAUUGAAUCAAUUGGCCGUUUGGAAGCAAAGGAGAACCACUUGAAUUUGGAACCUGCUUCUGAUAUAGAGAAUGGUGGGUUAUCUGCCUCCCAUGAGAAGUAUUCAAGAGACGGCUCUCAUACCGCUAUAGCAGCAUCUACUUAUCUACCUCUUACUGAGCUAAUUGAUGAUAGAAAUGAUAAGAAAGCAGAGCCAUCCACGUUCAUUGGUGGAGAGAAAAUUAGUUCUGAGGCUGAGCCACCAUGCCUUUCAGUUGAGAACUCUUUCCCAGAAGAUUCAUUGAAUGGCAGUGAUUUUGCAGAGAAACUUGAUGGAGAAAAAAAAGCAGAAGACCAUGUUAGUGAAAGGGAAUGCUAUAUCAGCAAAUCUGCAUCCAUGGAUAAUGAGAAUGAACAGGUCAAUUUUACAGAGGCUAGUUUGGAGAAGGAAAUGCUAAUACUAGAUCAAGAAUAUAGUAAUCUAGGAGAUGAACAGAGAAAGCUUGAGCGUAAUGCGGAAUCAGUCACCAGUGAGAUGUUUGCAGAAUGUCAGGAGCUGCUGCAGAUGUUUGGCUUACCAUAUAUUAUAGCACCAAUGGAAGCAGAAGCUCAAUGUGCAUAUAUGGAACUUGCAAAUUAUGUCGACGGUGCUGUGACUGAUGAUUCUGAUGUCUUCUUGUUUGGAGCUCGAAAUGUGUAUAAGAAUAUAUUUGAUGAUCGUAAAUAUGUGGAGACAUACUUCAUGAAGGAUAUCGAGAAAGAGCUUGGUCUAUCAAGAGAGAAAUUAAUUCGCAUGGCUCUGCUUCUUGGAAGUGAUUAUACCGAGGGAGUUAGUGGCAUUGGCAUUGUCAAUGCUAUUGAGGUUGUGACUGCAUUCCCUGAGGAGGAUGGCCUUCAAAAAUUCAGGGAUUGGAUUGAAUCACCGGAUCCAGCUAUCCUAGGAAAGUUUGAUGUUCAAACUGGUCUGGGUGCGAGGAAAAAAGAGUCAAAGGUUGGUGGUAGUGAAGCAAAAUGCACAGGUAAUGGCAUGGAAGGGACGAAUCCAUCUGGCCUAAACAUUCCUCAAGCUCAUGAAGAAAAGCAAUCUGCAGAUCAUUCUCAAGUGAUAAAGCAGGUUUUCAUGGAUAAGCAUAGAAAUGUUAGCAAGAACUGGCACAUUCCUUCUUCUUUUCCGAGUGAAGCAGUCAUUUCUGCGUAUUCUUGUCCGCAAGUGGACAAAUCAACAGAGCCUUUCACAUGGGGAAAACCAGAUCUUCAUGCUCUUCACAGAUUAUGCUGGGAAAAGUUUGGGUGGCACAUUCAGAAGUCAGAUGAGUUGCUACUUCCUGUUCUGAAGGAGUAUAAUAAACAUGAGACUCAACUACGACUGGAAGCAUUUUACAGUUUCAAUGAAAGAUUUGCAAAAAUUCGUAGCAAGAGAAUCAAGAAGGCUGUUAAAGGGAUCACUGGAAACCAAUACUCUGACAUGAUGGAUUAUCCUGUGGAAGAGGUUUCUAAAAGUAGAACUGGAAAUAUAUCUGGGAAAUCUGGUGACAAUGAACCUCAGACACAUUCAAAAAGAACUGCAAGAACUGCUCCUGGCAAUAAGAGUAGUUUUCUGGAAAAAUCAAAACCAAAGUGGUCCAGGAAAAGGACUGCUGAGCAGCCUGUUUUUCCUGAAGUUGAGAAUACAGAGGCAACUGUUAGGCAAUGUAGCGAUAGAGGAUUCCUAAGAAACGGAAAAGGUAGAGGGAGAGGUCGGGGAAGGGGAAGGGGAAGGGGAAAGGCAAAUCUUUGUUUUGAACAAUCAGAUUCAAGCUCUUGUGAUGUUGAUAGUGGUCAUGAUGAGCAUGAAGUGCAUGUUGAUGAGUCAAGGGGCCCACAUGAAUUACGGAAGUCAACACGGUUGCGGAAGCCUGUAAAUUACACAGUCGAUGACUUAGAAAUUGAUGAUGUGGAGAAGUCCUUGGACCAGGGUGAUAAAGAGGGGUUUGACAAAGAGGCACUGCAUCAAGGUUUCUCUUCUGCUAAAGAAGCACGUGGAGAUGGUGGCAUUGGCAUCAAAGACAAUGAACAACUUGAAGUGGGAGAUUCUUCACUUCAGAGCUUCUCCAGGGAUUAUCUUGAAGGGGGAGAUGGAUUUUGCUUUGAUGGAGAGGAAGUUGGUGUCCCUGGCGUGGACCAAAAUAGCUAUUUUUCGAAGGUUGAACUUUCUGAUGAUCACCUUGAAAGGGGAGGUGGUUUUUGCCUGGACGAAAGUGACGCAGGCAUGGACCAAGGCACUAACCAAAACCCACCUAGAACGGGUGAUCUUUUGGAAGAAGUUGAGCAUGGCACUGAGCUCUUGAAUGAAGUCAGAGAUGGAGGGAGGACGAGUGCUUGUGAAACUGAGUUGAAUGCGGACAGCGUGGUUGCAGCAGCACAUGCUGGUGGUCGUUUAAGGAGCAGCGUCUCUGGCCCAGAAAUAACUAAGAAUGAGACGGGGGCAACUGGUGGUGCAGGAAGUCUAAGUGCAAUGCCGUACCUCCUUAAAAGAAAACGGAGGAAAAUGUGAUUUUCUAGAUCAGUCUUUCCGCCACUGCUGCGAUGUUUAUUUUUAGGGUUCCCACCGCCAUAGAGAGUAAUCAAUAAUAUAGUUAUCUGUUGCAUGCCUGAAACAUGCAAGAUGUGUCUCUUCUCACCAUUUGUUUUGUGCUGUCUGAAAAUGAAUUAUUUCUUUUUGUAUCACUUUUGCAAAUUUAAAGUUUCAGAAAGAUUUGAUGA